Messenger RNA from Cuscuta epithymum, 2492 nucleotides. The record is from the annotation of a GenBank genome assembly. Lineage: Eukaryota; Viridiplantae; Streptophyta; Magnoliopsida; Solanales; Convolvulaceae.
CUCACAUAUACUUGGCUGAUAAUACUAAUUUAUUGGGUAUUCACCCACUUGUAAUCGGUCGAAUGUCAAUUGAGGGUUGGGGGGUGUGGGUUGGGUUGGAGUUGAGAGCUGAACUCUCCUGGGAACGACCUGCGACCCAGUUCUUCUUCCACGCUCAAGGCAUCGAUGGAUCCUGAUGUUCAAAAGAUGAUGUAUUUUUACUGAUUUGAGUAGCUUAACACUUCUUCAACUUAUAUCCGUCCUUGGUUUUUUCGUUUGGAAGAGUUGUGUUCAAGAAAAUAAAACCUAAAUUGCGAAACUACUGUUCAUGGCUAUCUGAAAUUGAAAUCUUAUCUGCUACGUUUCUUUACGAAUUGAAGUAGUACUUGGUGUUUGGCGGUACUACACGGCCCUCCUGGACUGAGAUUUUCAGGCUUUCGCAGACCUAAACCGGAAUCUCCUCUUCCGUUUGGGGCUGGAAAAGUAAGAAACGAAGUUGUUGCUGUUUCUUGGGCUUUUUUUGUUCACUACCGCAGGUAUGGGGAGGAAGAAACAGGGGCUUGGGGAAGAAUCAACUGCUCGCACAACCAGGGCUUCAUCGAGGUUUGAUGUCUUGGCAGUUACAGAGGACGAUUUCCCAGCUCUAAUCUCUGGGAUGAAUGCAAAAAAUCCUGAUGCGAACUCUGCAAACAAGGACAUGAACCCUGUUUUGAAUCAAAUUGCUGCUAAGCUGACUGGUCUGAAGGAAGGAGAUAAGCCUGAUUCUGCUCCUAUGGCUUCUGGGAGUGGAGUAUCUGUCCAGCCUUCUGGAAAGCAUUCUGCCAUAACUGCUGCACCUGUUGCUAAGGCAAUUAACCCGGUUUCUAAUGCGACUAAGGUGCAAGUGAUGCUGAAACAAAGUGCAGUUCAUGGCCUUAGCAGUCCACUGGAGGCUGCUGUUAAGGUACCAGAGAUUGCUGGGGCUAAAAUAGUUGGGCAGAAUUAUAUGCUGGCAGACAAACCUGAGGCAAUUGCUAUCCCCACAGCGGCUGGAAUGGAUAAGAAACCAUGGAACACACUCUUUAAGGAUAACCGAGCCCCAACUCAUGGAAUUAAAUUGAGAUUUAUCGAGCCGAAGGGUAGUGUUUUGGAUUUUACUAAUAAGGUUAUGCCGACCAUGGUUGAGAUGUGGGGACAUUGUCUAGUUGGCUGCUUCACAGGACGGUUCCCUGGCCUCAAGGCUGUCUAUGAACUGAAAGAAAAAUGGGGAGUGAGGUGCCUUGUAAGGCCCCAUGACAAAGGUUGGAUUAUUUUCAAAUUCCAAAACGAUGCGGAUAGAAUGAAAGUUUUGAAUGAGGGACCAUACACCAUAUUUGGAAAGCUUCUUAUGCUUAAAGUACUGUCUGAGGAAUUCUCAUUUGAUGAUGAAGAAUUCCUCAAAGUGCCUAUUUGGGUUAAACUACCUAACUUGCCGAUGCAAUUGUGGAAUGAGGAAGCAAUGAGCGAGGUGGCUUCUAUGAUUGGAACUCCGUUAACGACGGACAGAAUCACCCAAGAGAGGGCAAAUCAUAAUUUUGCUAGAGUACUUGUCGAAGUUGAUGUCUCGAAGCCGCCACCACUAUCCUUUCCUAUACGUUUACCAUCCCAAAAGGUUUUCAAUCAACAAGUGGUAUAUGAGACCUUUCCGAAUUUCUGUUUUCAUUGCAAAAAAUAUGGGCACCACCCUUUUAUUUGUAAAGAGCUAGCGGAAAAAGAACUAAAGGAGAAAAAUGGGAAAGAAACGAACAUGGAUGUUGCUAUUAUAAAAGUUGCUGGACAGGACGCUGUGAAGGAGACCGUGGAGAAGAGGAUGGAGAUAGAGGAGGACAAACUACCCAAUGCUCAACUUGCGGCAGAAAAGAUUUUGGAGGAAACUGGGAACUCGAUGCUUGUUACCGACACAGUGAACCAGGAGGUAGACGAUACGCUUGUUGAAGUUUAUUUGGAUGGUAAGUUUUACAAGAUUAGGGAAGAUGCUAAAGUAGACAGAAGUAGAAUGUUAAUUAAAAUCCCAGGUUUAAGUUGGCUGGAAACAAUCGCCAAAUUGGAGGAUCUCCAUCCAAAGGGUGACCCAUAUUGGAAAAAUAUGAUUGGAAAAAAGAAGAAAUAGUUCGCUGAUUAUAUACAAGGGUAUGGCUGGUUCUACUUUUGAUGAGGUGAGGCAUAUGGAAUUGAUUUAGUUGCUGUUUUGGGGCUGCUAGUAUUUUGAACUACGGCUGGUCUUUUGGCUUUGCCUUUUUAUUAUUGUGAAAUUGUUUGACAGGGGUUUGUCCCAUUGUUCUUGUGAUGCAUUAUAUUUAAGUUAGAACUUCUAGCUUAGGUAGCUUUUUGAUCUAGACUUGACACAUUGUAAAAUGUUAUUUUUUGACGGUUCUAAUAUACUUACAUGUUAUCGUCGAAUGUCAAUUGAUACCCAUGUUAAAGACUGUAUAAUAUUUGGUUAUGUAAUUACGUAACCAAAUGAGUAUAUAGGAAAUAAAGAUGUCCACAAUUGU